AUGAGGAUGUGUGACAGAGGUAUCCAGAUGUUGAUCACUACUGUGGGAGCCUUUGCAGCUUUUAGUUUAAUGACCAUUGCAGUGGGCACUGACUACUGGUUAUAUUCCAGAGGUGUGUGCAGGACUAAAUCUACAAGUGAUAAUGAAACCAGCAGGAAGAAUGAAGAAGUAAUGACCCAUUCCGGGCUGUGGAGGACCUGCUGCCUAGAAGGGGCUUUCCGAGGAGUGUGCAAGAAAAUUGAUCACUUCCCUGAAGAUGCUGACUACGAACAGGAUACAGCAGAAUAUUUACUGAGGGCUGUGAGGGCCUCCAGUGUCUUCCCCAUCCUCAGCGUCACACUGCUGUUCUUUGGUGGGCUAUGCGUGGCAGCCAGUGAGUUCCAUCGCAGCAGGCACAACGUCAUUCUCAGCGCGGGCAUCUUUUUUGUCUCUGCAGGGUUAAGCAACAUCAUCGGCAUCAUUGUUUAUAUAUCAGCAAAUGCUGGAGACCCCGGGCAGCGUGACUCCAAAAAAAGCUACUCCUAUGGCUGGUCCUUCUAUUUUGGAGCCUUCUCUUUCAUCAUCGCGGAGAUUGUGGGGGUGGUCGCUGUACACAUCUACAUUGAAAAACAUCAGCAGUUACGUGCCAAAUCCCACUCGGAGCUCCUGAAGAAAUCUACUUUUGCCCGCCUUCCACCCUAUAGGUAUAGAUUCCGGAGGCGGUCAAGCUCCCGCUCCACAGAGCCCAGAUCCCGAGACCUGUCCCCCAUCAGCAAAGGUUUCCACACCAUCCCUUCCACCGACAUCUCAAUGUUUACCCUCUCCCGGGACCCCUCAAAGAUCACCAUGGGGACCCUCCUCAACUCCGACCGGGACCAUGCUUUUCUACAGUUCCACAACUCCACUCCCAAAGAGUUCAAAGAGUCGCUGCAUAAUAAUCCGGCCAACAGGCGCACCACGCCCGUCUGAACUGACCUCUGACCUCUGACCUCUGCCCCGUGCC
Messenger RNA from Loxodonta africana (African savanna elephant), 982 nucleotides. RefSeq names its product calcium voltage-gated channel auxiliary subunit gamma 3 (gene CACNG3). Gene Ontology annotation, cellular component: AMPA glutamate receptor complex; postsynaptic density membrane. The transcript has 4 exons. Gene Ontology annotation, molecular function: voltage-gated calcium channel activity; channel regulator activity. The record is from RefSeq and is a predicted model, not a curated record. The coding region runs from base 1 to 948 and encodes 315 amino acids. Lineage: Eukaryota; Metazoa; Chordata; Mammalia; Proboscidea; Elephantidae. Gene Ontology annotation, biological process: postsynaptic neurotransmitter receptor diffusion trapping; neurotransmitter receptor internalization; regulation of AMPA receptor activity.